UAGAGCAAUUUCCCACUGACCCAAGUGUAUUAUUAAGUUGGUAUCCCCUUCCUUCCUUCAGAUUCGUUUCUUUCUAUCCCCUGUUGACUUGGUGAACACAGAUCGAUCAUCAUCAUGUCUUCCUUUGACGAUAAGUUUAAUCACCUAAAACUUCCCCUCAUUGACAUACAAACCGCUACCAACAAUUUUGCCCAUGAAAAUAUCAUCGUGAAAGGUGAAUUUGGAAACGUCUACAAAGGACAACUCUUGAGUUCCGGAAAUUUGAUUGAUAUUGCUGCGCGGAGGUUAAAUCGUAAGCUUGGGUAUGCAACCCCAGAGUUUCAGACAGAGAUUAUGAUGUUGGCUAGUCUGAAGCAUCAAAAUGUGGUCUCUAUUGUUGGGUUUUGUGAUGAGGAUAAUGAGAAGAUCAUCAUAUACAAUUACGAGGCCAAGGGAAGUCUUGAGCAAUACCUAAGUGACCCAGUUACACUCACUUGGACUCAAAGAUUGCACAUCUGUCUUGGUAUCGCUCGUGCACUCAGUUACAUUCACUAUGACAAGCAACGCAGUUUUAGCGUCAUACAUCGUGACGUCAAAAGCUCUAAUAUCUUAUUAGGUGACAAUUGGGAAGCAAAACUAUCUGAUUUUGCGCUAUCCAUGAUGCAACCUGCAGCUAAAAGAUAUGAUCUUCUCUUCGACCAACCAUGUGGCACUCCUGGGUAUAUUGACCCAGCAUAUCUAGAGUCUGCAACUGUGAACCACAAGUCGGAUGUGUACUCCUUGGGUGUGGUUUUAUUUGAAGUCCUCACUGGGAGGAAAGUACACUCAGACGACAGAGAUUGGUGGUUAUUUGCUAAAACAGCCAAAUCCCAUUAUGAAAAUGGAAAUCUCAAUGAUGUUAUCCAUCAAGAUCUACAUAAGCAAAUGGACCAGGGCUCGUUAAAAAAGUUCUCAGAAGCAGCAUAUUGCUGCUUGAAGGAUCAACCGUCACAACGCCCCAAUAUAGAUCAACUGGUCUUUGCACUUGACCAAGCAUUGAAACUUCAACUGGCACAUGAAGACUCUUUGGCACUAAAGGAACAUUCAACACUUGCGGUUGAAGGUACAUCAUCCGACUACUGGAAGAUUUAA
This is a messenger RNA of Helianthus annuus (common sunflower), 1110 nucleotides long. RefSeq names its product putative receptor-like protein kinase At5g39000. Gene Ontology annotation, molecular function: transmembrane receptor protein tyrosine kinase activity; ATP binding. The transcript is spliced from 3 exons. Lineage: Eukaryota; Viridiplantae; Streptophyta; Magnoliopsida; Asterales; Asteraceae. Gene Ontology annotation, biological process: protein autophosphorylation. Gene Ontology annotation, cellular component: plasma membrane; plasmodesma. Bases 115 to 1110 code for a protein of 331 amino acids. The record is from RefSeq and is a predicted model, not a curated record.